Neospora caninum is the source of this 4176-nucleotide messenger RNA. RefSeq lists its product as uncharacterized. Lineage: Eukaryota; Apicomplexa; Conoidasida; Eucoccidiorida; Sarcocystidae. Gene Ontology annotation, molecular function: DNA-binding transcription factor activity. The record is from RefSeq and is a predicted model, not a curated record. The transcript is spliced from 6 exons. Bases 1 to 4176 code for a protein of 1391 amino acids. Gene Ontology annotation, biological process: regulation of DNA-templated transcription.
AUGGCGGCCGCUCGUGGAGGUCAUCCGGUGAGUGGCUGUCUCUCGCUUGACCAGCAGAAGGGCGUGUGCGAAACUGCGUCGGGCACAUGUCCCGAUGCAGCCCUCGGGAGACUCGCUGGAGCUGGUGCCGGUCCGCAGCUGCCUUCUGCCGUGCCCAGUAUUCUCUCAAACGUGAGACCUAGCUCGCUUUUCACAUCGGUGACACCAGGAGGUGCACCAGCCGUCCCUGGAAGCCUUUCCACCACGCCGGCUCUAUCUGCUCACCCCUGGGCCUCUCUGGCUUCAGCCUACUGCUCUCGGGAAACCUUGCUGGGGCGAACGGGUGGUGGUCCCAGUCUUGUAUCUGGAGGUGCCGGGUUCAUUCCGCCAGGUCUCCAAACGCCAUUCCACUGCGGAAAGGGAAGCCAGAGCAAUGGUAGCGGGCAAGCGCAUGCUGGCGCCCUCGGCAUGCAGCAGAUGUCACAUCAGCCCCACGGGGCAGUGGGCCACCUUCAUGGACGAGAGAGCUUGCCGAAGGUCGUGGGCGUGCGCUACGACAAGGUGAACAAGACAUGGAGGGCUUCAUGGUACGACCCACAGUCCAAAAGGAGAGUGGAGCGCAAAUUCAGCGUCAAUAAACUAGGAUUCAUUAACGCGUACAACAUGGCCACAGAGUGCCGAAAGCUACAAGAACAGAAGCUAGGACUGCGCGACCGAACCGGUCGCAAGCAACAUCAACCCUCGAAGACUCCCUCAGUGGUCGCGCGACCAGCAGGCGUCUUGGGCUCUGCCUCCCUCCCUACAUGCAUGCCGCAGCUGGAACUUCAACGCCAUCAGGAACUGCUGGCGCAGACUUCAUCCUGGGCGGCUUCCCAGUCUCUUUCCUCUGACCGUGAGAAGGACGCCCUGCAGCCAUACCUUCCUUUUGAUUUCGACCGCGCACUGAAUGCCCACCAUUUAGCAGCCGGGAUUGACGCCGGCAGUUUUCCGUCACCCGACGCAUCCGCUCUGGCUGCGUUUUCGGCAGCUACUGACUCUUUCCUGUCUUCCCAGGCCGCUCUCAAUCCGCUGGAGGAAACGCAGCGCUCUCCUGUCCUUCCGCACCAGCAUCAUCCUCUAUUGACGGCCCCGUCAUAUACCGCGAAACCAGAACUGCACGGUGGACCUCGUGGCAUUUCAAACAUGCCCGACCAGCAAGUUCAGGGGCCAGGACUCGGACAUCCGCCAGGAGGUCCGAUCCCGGAGACACAGUCGGAAGCAAGCGAGAUCGGAAUCUGCCGUUCGUCUACGCGGAGCCGGAAGCGGAAAGAUGCUCCUGAAGAAAUUACAAGCCCAAAGAGCUGCGGGUCUGCGGGACCUGAAGGCGAUCGUAUACCCAGCGGUGCGACGGACGUGACGCAGGAUAAGGCGGCGAACGCGGUGCUUUGGACAGGAGGAGGUACGUCGCGUUCGCGCGACCCGGGGCGGCAGCUCUCAACUUCUCCGCAACAAGGUGAGCAUGAGGCAGAGUCCCGGAGCGGAAACCGCAGGCAUGCUGGCGGAGGCCAAGGCGUGGGCCAACACUGCACACUCAGGAUUUCGGGGCAAGGGGCAUCCGAAAUAGGAACCGAUGCAGGGAAAUAUGAAGGUGUCGGCCAAGGAGCGAAGCUUGCCGGGGACGACAGUUGCGCUCCUUGCGGCGGUGAGGGACAAAAUUCACGAGAAAAAAAAGAGGAGAACACUGCGAAGAAGCCUCGACGCCAAUCGACAAACGAAGAGAGUAACCUUUCAAAAAGCGGCAGCAAGCCACGUUGCCGAGCAGAUGGCGAGACAACGCCUGACGACGAGCCGGCAGACGGGGCCUCUUGGAUGAGCAAGGACACGGACAAGGCGAACGUAGAAGAACCGACCUACCGUGCAGGACACACCACGUCGGGCCCAAACUCCCAACGCGCAGGUGGUGACAUGAGCAGGUCUGGGCGUGGAGACAAGUCGCACCCGGUAAUCGGCGACCGGACGCUGUCGGGAAACGGGCGGGAGAGCAAAGGCGGAAGGCCCGAAGGGUCAGAGGACGCUCUGGAGGUCAACAGCAGUUUCGAGAAAAGGCACGGGAGACGAGGCGAUGGCCGCGAGCUCCGCGACAGGGACGAGAGAGUGCCUUUCUCACGUAUGGGAGCGGAGUGUGGCGGCAGGCACUGCGGAAGGCACUCCGCAGCCCUGCAGGAGAGCAGCUGUGAUACCUCGUGCUGCAGCCGGCGCUGGACGUGCACCUGCUGCGGAGACGACUGCCAAGGUUUCUCGCGGCCUGUGCUGCGUCAGAGUCGCCACGUCAAAGGAGAGUGCGCCGGUCGAGAGUCCCCGCUGGCGAGCGCCGGCUACCCGGUCACUCGUGGGCGGCUUCCAAAGAAGCCCGAUUGGAAGCCAAGUGGCGAGUCGCUUGAGGCCUCAUCUUUGUCUCCGUCGUCCAGCCCACACCACCCACCGACGGAGGAGGGAGGCGACCUGUCGGGCAGAGAGUCCGCUGCCUGCGGACACGAGAGCGGACAGACUGUCGCUCAUGGCAGGGGAGACAGGUGGAUUUCCUCCUGUUCCCUAGUGCCCGAUACCAGCAGCACGCCUACGGGGCCGUUGCUCAUUCUGCAUCUCACCAAAGAACUCGUGCUUCUGCUCCUCCAGUCCGUCCAGGAUGCGCUCCGGGCUUUGGGCCCAGGUUGUCCCUUCGCCGAGCAGUUCGGCAAGCUCGAGAGCAGUGCCGAUGCCUUUGUUUCCGACCGAGAGUUGGAGCACGUCAGCCGAGAGAAUCCCUGGCGAAGAGACAAAAAGCGCCGGGGCGACGCCUCUCCGCUGCGACUCGAGCCGACCGCCGCGGGGGAGGGCAACAAAGGAAGCGAGCGGGACACGGGCUGCGAUAUCUCGACAGAAGAUGCGCGCGUAUGUGAGGCAGCCAUCGAGCGACACAAAGACAUUGUGAGAAUGGCGAGCAACGUGAACAGUCUUGGGCGUUACACGAAGAUUUUUAGGAUUUGCAUCAAGACCAAGCAAGUGCCGACUCAACUUCCUCACCUCGACCUCGUGCAACUGCUACGCCAGCUGCUGAGUUUGCCGCGUGUCGAAGAAGAAACCACGCGCCGCCUGUUGCCAGGGUCUGCGCCGGGGGCCGACAAUGCGCACUCCAGCGCCUCGUCGACGGAGGGAUCCUCGGGCUACCUCAGCCCUGCGGAGUCUUGGCGACGGCUGCCAGGUACUACUCGCUCGGGCGGAGGGCGGGAAGAGAAGGGAGAAUGCGACCGCUCAGGAGUCGCGCCGAGAGGCGGGCGUGUGAGCCGCGUUACAACUGCGGAAACCGACGAGGGGGACCGCGAGGAAGAAGAGGGCGGAGGGUCUGAAAGCGUCCUGCCGGGGCCUGACGGAGACAAUGCACGGGAGGGUGUCAAGCUCGGGGGAGCCCACCCUUCAGACGGCGGAAGCCGGGAUGGCGAGCGCGUCGGCGCGCAAGUGCAUCCGUCGUCCCGACUCUCCAGCUCUCGCCGGGGCUGUGAAGACCACGAACAAGAGCGAGAGGAGGGGGGUGAACGAGGGCAAACGAAGCACGAGCACCAGGCGCAGGCUUGUCACUCUCACAAUACGCGCAGCAAAAGCAAUUUGGCCAAAGGCGGCAGCGGGUGUGGAGGCUCCCGCGCAGGCGCGUUGCACGGUGGACCCACUCCGUGCUUGUCGACACACAGGCACAGCCGAGCCGCAGCGUCGCGUCGGGGCGCCUACAACACGCGGCAACUGUCCACCGAGGCUCCGGAAUGUGUGGAGCUCAACAAGGCUCGAGAUGCGGCCGCAGGAAAAGAGGAGCGAGCCUCCGGAAAGACUGAGCGGAAUGCUUCCAGUUGUUCUCCGGGGGCUGCGAAUUCUGCGGCCGAUUCCCGAGGAGGCCCCCAAAUUCACAGAUACCUUCCAGCAGCCGCGCCAGCCGCGGAGAGACUGUCACCACUCACCUCGUCUCAAGUCUCCCCGUCCCUCCCUCCCUCUCCUAAGCUCCCACCCUCAAUCUGUUUCGGUGACCGAGUGCCUCCAGACUCAUCUGGCCACUCAGGAGACAUAGGUUCCAGUGCACCGUGCUCCAGUGAGGACGGUCUUAUCGAGGGCCGAGACUUCGAUAUGGCUGAAGGCUCAUCUCGCGGAGGCGAGGGCGCUGUACAAGACUCCCUUGCUCAGUUGCUUCUGUAG